Messenger RNA from Stereum hirsutum FP-91666 SS1, 2227 nucleotides. RefSeq lists its product as uncharacterized. The transcript is spliced from 7 exons. Lineage: Eukaryota; Fungi; Basidiomycota; Agaricomycetes; Russulales; Stereaceae. The record is from RefSeq and is a predicted model, not a curated record. Bases 107 to 2104 code for a protein of 665 amino acids.
GGCAUCGUGAAGAGAUGUCUUCUUCGGAGCCCUCAUAGCCUCAUCGCUGUGUAUAAGUAGGCUCGCCGACGUUUUCUCGCGGUUCUUGAUACCCUUCUCUAUUCUCAUGACACGAACACGAACGCGCCAGGCGCAGGCUCAGACUGGUUCUGGGCCGGCGCAUGAGCAUCAUAAUGGACCUGUACCGUUGGCGACUUCCGAGACACAUUCGUGGCAUAUUCUAGUUCUUCGCGGACGAAAUCUUCGUCUUCUUCGACCUGAGCGAGCAUGGAGACCUAUCGUCACCCUCGACAUCGACGAACAUCAGUCUCACGAGAUCCUACUCGGUGUAGACGGCCAAAAUCCCAACAUGAAGCAGUCUCUGAUCCUCGACGACGUGGGACACGCGAGCCAAGUCGACGUUAAGGUGUGGCAUAAGCCUUCGGCGAGCAAGAAGAGUAGGAAGAAGAAACAAUUGGUGGCUAGUGGGAAGAUGGGGUUGGGAGAGAUCGUAAAGAGUCAGGGUGGGGAUCGUCGAUCUCAUGCCGAAGUCCGACUAUUUCGUGCUUCCUCCCAAGGCCGGAAACAAUCUGCACAGAACCAACACGCCUACCCCACGCUCCUCAUCCGCGUCCGCCCCCCACCUUCCAUCGCCCAAACACUCAUUUCAGCCACAACUCUCUCAGACGCCGAAGACGAUCACCACUCGUUUUCUGACGGCCAUGAUGACCAUGAAACGGACGAUUCAGAGUCUUCGGACCACGGUUCUGAAUCACCGACCAACACCGAACCUACUCUCGUAGAUAUAGAUCCGACUUCGGGGUCAGGGUCGACGCCUAGUUCGACGAUAAGGAGGAGGAGGGGGCGGAAGAUGAAGCCUCAGCUGAGGGGGUAUCUUGUCGAUGAUGAGGAUGGGGUGCAUAUGGGGUAUGACGAUGAGGAUGAGGAAGAGGAGUGUUCUGAUUAUGGGGAGGAAGAGGAGGUUCCGAUUUAUGACCGGGAUGAGGAUGAGGAUGGGGCGGAGAAAAUCCUACCAAUGGACGAAGAAGGAAUUCGGAUGUUCAAUAUUAAGAUUCGACCAUACCCUUCAUCUCGGUAUUCCUCUCGCUCCCGCUCUCGGUCACGGUCCCGUCCCCGUACCAAACAUCCUUCCUCAAAACCCCUCCACUCACAUCCGCACCCAGAUCCGCACUCGUACCCAUCUCAUCCACCUCCACCAAACCUGCUCAUCCGCUCCGUCUCGUACAUCGCCACCUCGAUUCUCCCCACCCGUUACAUGUCCCAAGACAGCACCAUCAGCGCCCAAUCCUCCCUCUCCAACAUCACGGCUCAAUCCUCCAUCUCCAACAUCACGGCGCAAUCCACGAACUCGAGAGCAGGUUCGACUAGGUCGGUGGCGACGUCGGUUAUGGAUUCGGUCACGUAUUGGAGGGAGUUGAGGGAGGCGGAGACGGAUGCGGAUUUGGAGAGGACGGUGGGGUCGUUACAGAGUGAGUGGUAUUAUGUCGGGACGUUGUUGCUUGGCGUUGCUGGAUUGGAUACGGCGGCAUUUGGAUUUGCGCCGGAUGCGAUUUUCGGGCAACCAGAUAAUAUGGCCAAACGCGCUAUCACGAUCUCGAGUCUCGCAGCUGCGAUUGGGCUAGGCAUGGUCUCGUGGUUCAUGCUCGUCUACUCCCGCACCAACGUCGCUCGCUUCCAAACAUUAGCAACAGACCUCUACGCCUCCUACUUCUUCUUCUCCCUCUCCUCCCGACUCCCACUGUUCUGGCUCCUCAUCUCUAUCCUCGGCCUCAUCGUCUUCCUAGCAUCAAUGGCGUGGCAGGCGUGGAACGAAGCCGCGCUGAUUAUGAUGGUCGUUGCGGGGGUGUUGGUGAGUCUGCAGGGGAUCGUUUAUGGGGUGCAUUGUUGUUGGGGGGCGGUGGGGAGGGUCGCGCGAGGGGUCGGGAGGGGAGUUAGGUGGGUUGUUACGGGGGGAGGGAGGGGCGGAACGGGAGGAGGUGGAGGUGGAGUAGUGCGUGGUGGGGGCGUAGGAGGGGCUGGAGGAGGUGUGGUGCGCGAGCCAGGGGAAAUGGCAGUGACGGCUGUUCCUUCGGGUUCAACGGCGGCGCCUGAACCGGGACCAUGACUGGGUGGUUCGCAGAGUGACUCGGUGGAGAUAAUAACUUAUUCUUCGAUGUAUAUACCUUUUUCUUGAACGGGCUCCUGAUACAUAGGGUAUUUUAUUGGUCAAAAUGUACAAAAGGAUUGA